AAACCGAAACACACAACCACAAUAUUCCCCCAAUACCAACACCAAUCUGACCCCGACUCCAACUUUGGUUCCGGAUCUGACUCCGACUCCGAAUCUGAAUCCGCCUCCGUCUUCGUCUCUGUCCAUGUUUGUGCCUUCGGGUCCGCUGUCGUUAACUUGCGCAUGUGAAGAGUAUGGACGCGGCUGUGCCGACAUUGGGUGCCUGCCCACUGAGGAGUGCGUCAUCACUAGCGACUCGUGCAGCUACAAUCAGCGCGAUGGCAAGGACUGUGGCAGCUAUCCGACCUGCAAGCGCAAGAGCGGCUCCAGUACCAACCAGGCUAACCCCUCUUCUUCGUCGUCGUCGGUUAAUCCGUCAGGAUCCAACCUGAACACGGGCCCCGAGAAUAAAGUAUUCGCGCCGGCUUCAUCGAAUCCCACUCUUAACACCUACACUUACUUCAGUCACAGCAAUCACAAUAACAACAAUAACAACCAGAACGGAGGGCACGCAAAUGGCAACCAGCAGCCGUCAGGCAGCCAUCAGAAUGGCGGCCAGGGCGGCGCCCAAAACGGUGGCCAGGCAAUCAGCCAGAACGCCGCGAAUGCCGAGGGCUCAAACGGGGCCGCCGGCGCCUCGGCCACCGGCAUCGAUCAGCACUACGUGUUCGGGGCUAAGCAUCAUAUGCCCAUCAUACCCAAUAUGCCCAUAUUUCCCUACAAUUCGCCAACGCAAGCGCCAUCAUUUCAACAGUUUCCCCAACCCAACCAUCCAGGCAGCGUGCUCAACCCGGGCUAUCCAAUGCAUGGCCUGCAGCCGGUGAACCCCUACAAUCCAGCGUUCGUAUUUGGCCAGCUACCGUUUUAUUCAGGACCGGCCGGCACUGGUGGGCCGCCGGGGGGCGGCGGUGCCGGCGUUGGCAUGCCCAGCUCUAGCAUGGGCAUCCUCGGAGGCGGCGGCGGCGGUCUGGCGCCAUACGGCAGUAACUACCAGGGCUACCAGACCCACCACUCGAAUGCGAACAUGUACAACAAGCCGCCGCCACAGUACCAGAACCAGAACCAACAGAAUCCCUACAAUCGCCAGACCCAAGCGCAUCCUUCGGCAGCUCUGCGGUGCGGUAACUCCAGCGCCUCGCUCAUCGGCCUGCUCGCGGUCCUUGUGUUGCUACUGGCCCACCGAGGCAGCGCCAGCGGCAGCACGUAAUGCAGCAGCAGUCGC
Molecule: messenger RNA, 1201 nt
Organism: Drosophila navojoa
Lineage: Eukaryota; Metazoa; Arthropoda; Insecta; Diptera; Drosophilidae
Gene: Mnr
Product: Membrane-bound Notch regulator
Source: RefSeq, a predicted model, not a curated record